Molecule: messenger RNA, 1021 nt
Organism: Pelobates cultripes (western spadefoot toad)
Lineage: Eukaryota; Metazoa; Chordata; Amphibia; Anura; Pelobatidae
Source: the annotation of a GenBank genome assembly
AUCCUCAGAGAGUUCUUUGCCAUGAGCUGCCAUGUUGAACUUCCAGUGACCAGUAAGAGAGAGUGUGAGAGUGAUAACACCAAAUUUAACACAGCUGCUCCCCAUUCACACCUGUGAGUCACAUGACACUGGGGAGGUAAAAUGGCUAAUUGGGCCCACUUUGGACAUUUCCACUUAAGGGUGUACUCACUUUUGUGGCCAACGGUUUAGACAUUAAUGGGUGUGUGUUGAGUUAUUUUGAGGGGACAGCAAAUGUACACUGUUGUACAGGUUGUACACUUACUACUUUACAUUGUAUCAGAGUGUCAUUUCUUUAGCGUUGUCACCUGAAAAGAUAAAAUACAAUAUUUACAAAAAUGUGAGGGGUGUACUCACUUUUGUGAGAUACUGUAUGUCUUAUGUAGACCAAUCAGAUUGAUGAUAUUAGAACUGCAGAAAUGGUUAUACAGUUUGCAUCACUUACAGCUUCCCCUACUGCAAGACAUUUUGUGUGUAAGAGGUUACUACUGAACAGAUGGGAAGUGAUGCCUUCCACUUCCUGCCCAGCUUCACACACAGAUUUUGGAGGAGCUUACUUCCCCAUAUGACUGUUCCUGCAGUUCUGCUAUUAGGGCUAACUGGACUACCCAACCAUCCCAAAUUCGGCAGGACAGUCAUGAUUUUUGUGUCCUGUGCCACCUUAGUUCCCUGAUGUCCCACUCUUUGGAACACCAGGAAACUGCCCUUAACAUUAGCGCACUAGGAAACAGUACUCCCUUUGCGUCCUGCCCUAAUUGGGCUGGCAGCCUGGAGUGCAUUCACGCCAUGCUAACCUGCCAUUAACUUUGGUGGACCCUCCCCUUUAAGGGCAGAGCUAGUAAUGCAAUUGUGUCACUGGGCUUCCCCAUUACCCCUCUCCCUCCAGCAUGCGGAUUUGCAGCUUGCCGGUGUUGGGAAUAUGGGACACUGGCCAAGCUGCAACGCUCUCCAAGCGCAUUAGGUUCCUCCUCAUCUCUGACAUCGGAGGAGGCACUGGAAUAAG